This is a messenger RNA of Belonocnema kinseyi, 508 nucleotides long. RefSeq lists its product as uncharacterized. NCBI's taxonomy places the organism in Eukaryota, Metazoa, Arthropoda, Insecta, Hymenoptera, Cynipidae. The transcript is spliced from 2 exons. The record is from RefSeq and is a predicted model, not a curated record. Bases 97 to 402 code for a protein of 101 amino acids.
AGGCUAGCCUCGCUCCACGAAGAAAAUAUGAUAAAAUUUGAACUGCCUGUUUCGUAAGUUAAAUGUCUUCAAGUUUGCUUUUCCAGGCUUAAGAACAUGAUCAUUCGAAAGAAACUUGGUACAAAACUUGCGACAAAAACGGGAAGAUUUAUUGAAUUAUUAUCGAUUACAAUGUUUGUUGCAAUUAUUGCCUUCUUGACCCUUCUGUGCGUGGCUCUCCUAACUGGAUCUAUUGACGCAGUCUGUACUCCGAGUAUCACAUUUGGUGAAUAUAUUUCGGGAGGACCUGGUAUUUCGUGUGAGACAGCCGAUGAUUGUUGUUCCAAGAUAUGUGACUUUGCAGAUUUUCCCGAAUAUGGAGAUUAUGAAUACGGACCACAGACGGAAUGCAUUAGUUUAUAAUCUGAUUGGUGGCACAAAAAGGAAUCUGAAAUAUAUUCAUAUUAACAAGUGGGUAUUUUUCUUAAGUUCCUGUUAUGAAAAAUAAAUCAAAUAAAAAAAACUAAAA